UUUCACUUCAACAUCAAUGGAAGAAUCAUUUCUGGGCGUUUUAAAGACCCAACCUUGCUGAUGAAGUUCAACUACACUUCUUCUGACAUCUCUCUGUUUCCUUAAAACAGAGGAAAUGGAACGCAAGGUAACAUACAUUGCCAAUCUCUUGCAAUCAUGUAUACACAAGAAAAGUCAUAUUACAAACAAGAUACUACAUUGUCAAAUUUUAAGAAAUGGGUUAUUCGGAGAUAUCUUUUUAUCAAACCGUCUAAUCGAAACAUAUUCUGUGUGUAAGAAUCUAGAGUCGGCACAGAAGGUGUUUGAUAAAAUGCCUAGUAGAAAUGUGUAUACCUGGAAUGCUAUGGUUGGUGGAUUAUCAAAAGCUGGUAAAGCAGAAGAUGCAUAUGAUGUUUUUGUGAAAAUGCCCGAGAGAAAUGAUGUUUCGUAUAAUACGGUGAUUGGUGCGCUAGUGAGGAAUGGAUAUGGAGAAAAGGCGCUGGAGUUGUAUGGUUUGAUGAGAAGACAGGGUUUUGUUGCGUCGCAUUUUACGCUUACUAGUGUUUUGAGUGCAUGUGGGAGUUUGGUGGAGGGUGAAGAGGAGGGUAGGAAAUGUCAUGGUUAUGUUAUCAAAGUUGGUCUUAACUGUAAUGUGUAUGUUGAAAAUGCUCUGGUGGGAAUGUAUGCAAAAUGUGGGAGUAUUGUGAAUGCAAUUCGUGCUUUUGAUGAUAUGUCUUGUCCGAAUGAAGUUUCGUUCACUGCUUUGAUGGGUGGACUGGCACAGACAGAUCGAUUUGAUGAGGCACUGGAAAUGUUUGUGAAGAUGCAUAGAAAAGGUAUUCUGAUUGAUCCCAUCGCUUUUUCAAGUAUUAUUGGUAUUUGUGCUAAAAGAGAAUCGUGUUUUCCGAAUGAGAAUUCUGGGUUCUCAUCUCGUAAUUUUUAUGGACAAGGUGUACAUGGUCUUAUAAUGAAACUUGGGAUUGAGACAAAUCUUCAUGUAGCCAAUUCAUUGAUCGACAUGUAUGCAAAACAUGGAGAUAUGGCAAAUGCUGAGAUGCUUUUUGCCAGUUUGGCAGUAACAAAUGUUGUUUCUUGGAAUGUUCUAAUAGCUGGUUAUGGGCUGCAAGGGAAAGUUGACAAAGCUCUGGAAAUGGUAUUAUUGAUGGGUUGCCAUGGUCUUGAACCAGAUGAGGUCACCUACGUAAAUGCUCUUUCAGCCUGUGUCAAGUCUGGGGACCUUGAAACUGGUCGUCAAAUGUUUGGUAAGUUAUCAAAUCCAAGUAUAACAUCAUGGAAUGCUAUUGUUUCUGGAUAUUCCCAGCUUGGUAACUAUGGGGAGGCUAUCAACUUAUUCAGAGAAAUGCAAUUCUUAAAUACACCACCUGAUCGAACCACCAUAGCCAGUAUUCUCAGUUCGUGCACUGGAAUGGGGGUCCUUGAGUAUGGCAAGCAGGUCCAUGCUUUUUCAAUCAAGGAGAAUCUCCAUGGUGACAUUUUUGUUUCAAGUGGAUUGAUUGAUAUGUACUCAAAAUGUGGUAAUAUUAAGACAGCGAUUUAUAUUUUUGGUAAAAUGCCGGAACGGGAUAUUGUCUGUUGGAACUCAAUGAUUACUGGCUUGUCUCUCAAUUCUUCUAAUGCAGAAGCUUUUACUAUCUUUAAGCAGAUGCGAAAAAGUGGCAUGAUCCCCACUGAAUUCUCUUAUGCUAGUGUGCUCAACUCCUGCUCUGGAUUGGCUUCUUUAUCUGAAGGGAAACAGGUACAUGCUCAGAUUACAAAAGAUGGAUAUACAAAUAAUAUUUUCGUAGGAAGUGCUCUUAUUGAUGUCUAUUCAAAAUGUGGUGACGUUGAUGGGGCCCGUAUAUUUUUUGAUAGCAUGUUUUGUAGAACUAUUGUUGCUUGGAAUGAAAUGAUUCAUGGGUAUGCACAGAACGGAUAUGGAGAUGAAGCUGUUGAACUCUUUGAAGAUUUAAUUCGAUCCGGUGAGAAACCUGAUUCCAUAACAUUCAUUGCAGUUUUAACAGCAUGUAGCCAUUCAGGGUUAGCUGACACGGGAAUGGAAAUCUUGGAUUCCAUGAAACGAGAGCAUUCCGUGGAGCCACUGGUGGAUCAUUACACUUGCGUUAUUGACUGUUUAGGUCGAGCUGGGCGAUUUGUUGAGGCAGAAGUUCUUAUUGAUAAGAUGCCAUUUAAAAAUGAUCCUAUAAUAUGGGAGGUUUUACUUAGUUCUUGUAGAGUUCAUGCUAAUGUAAAUUUAGCCAGAAGAGCGGCAGAACAACUUCUUAAGCUGGACCCACAAAAUUCGGCCCCUUAUGUGCUUUUAUCCAACUUAUAUGCAUCUUUAGGAAGAUGGGAUGAUGCAUUAGCUGUUAGGAAACUAAUGUGUGAACGAGGGAUUGAAAAGAGUCCGGGUUAUAGUUGGAUUGGUUCUCGGAACGGACAAAAUUGUUUUAUGGCUGAAGAUGAUCUUAAUUUAGUUAGUGAUAUAGUUAGAUGAGUAAAUAACAGGACAGUACUAUCCAGGGAAGUACAAGAAUGUAUCAACAGAUGAAACUUGAACUGCCGGAUGAAGAUAUAUACCGUAAGCGGCAAAACAUCAGCUCUUUUUUUGAAGUCUCCACGAAUUACGCAAUUUCAUAGACUCCGGGCUGUCUUUUCUAAGAAGAUUUAGAGUGUCGCUUACUUAGCACAAAAUCACAAGAUAUAUGUAUCAACAGAUGAAACUUGAACUGCCGGAUGAAGAUAUAUACCGUAAGCGGCAAAACAUCAGCUCUUUUUUUCAAGUCUCCACGAAUUACGCAAUUUCAUAGACUCCGGGCUGUCUUUUCUAAGAAGAUUUAGAGUGUCGCUUACUUAGCACAAAAUCACAAGAUAUAUGUGCAUUUGGGUUAAGAGCUUGUGAAUAACUCAGGCAUCUGCCAACUUUGUCUACGAAGGAUAGCCACAUUCUCUCUUCCAGCUUCCGCAUCAGAUAUAUCUCCAAGAAACUCCUGGAAAAGCAUAUUGAACUAUGGUUGGUCACAGAAGCUCAAGUAUGAUGACAGAUCCUCAUCUUGGAGUUGGUGCCCCAUCUUUUAAGUCUUCCAUGCUGGAAAUAUGUUGAUGGCACUCAUUCAAGUCUGCACCAGCACCAUAGUUGGUAAAUACAUUGAAAACCCAAGAUUUCUGUACUCUUUAUGUUCCAUUUUGUUUUUGGUUUUUUUAUCAAGGGAAAUCCUGGUGAAAUAUCUCAGUCAGCAUCUCACUAAGUUAGUUCAAAAGAAGCAGCUUUGAGGGAAUAGUUUUGUUUAAAAUAAAUUAGAAAAACACUGGCAUGGGGCAUCAUAUAGUGAAUGCAUUGUGUGAAUUGAAUGUUAGCUAGUGAGUGAUGAACAGUCUUAUGAACACUGAAAAACUGAUGGGGUUUUAUGUUUUG
Messenger RNA from Papaver somniferum (opium poppy), 3391 nucleotides. Its product is annotated as pentatricopeptide repeat-containing protein At4g20770-like. Gene Ontology annotation, molecular function: protein binding; RNA binding. The record is from RefSeq and is a predicted model, not a curated record. The coding region runs from base 116 to 2473 and encodes 785 amino acids. Gene Ontology annotation, biological process: RNA modification. The transcript is spliced from 3 exons. Lineage: Eukaryota; Viridiplantae; Streptophyta; Magnoliopsida; Ranunculales; Papaveraceae.